ACUACAUCAUCCCUGGAGCUAUGCCCUACGAUGCAUACCAUGACUUGCAUCUGCCCCACAACCCGCCGCUUUAUCCAACGUUCGCACGGGUUCCGAAGACCUCCUUUACAUGCGAUGGACGUAUCUCCGGAUAUUACGCGGACGUCGAGGCCGCCUGUCAGGCGUACCACCGAUGCGAGCAUAACCACCAGGCGUCGUUUCUAUGCACCAACGGCACACUCUUCAACGAGCAAUUCCAAGUUUGCGAUCAAUUCUACAAUGUUCGUUGCGGCUCGAAGUACAUCGAUUUGUAAUCAUAAAAUGUAAAUAAAUAAAUCCAGUAAUCGUGUCCUUCAGUCAGUAGUUUCGUCUGCAUUUACUAAAAUAUCAUAUUGUCUCUAAGCUGAGAUGAAACUAACAUUUACUUGCAUUGCUAGUCAGGGUGGAGUAGGUUUAAAUCUCAGAAAGCAAAACACAGCAUCAUUAAAGCGAAUCCGAUCCGUUCGUAUUUAUUCAUGAUAA
This is a messenger RNA of Nicrophorus vespilloides, 501 nucleotides long. RefSeq lists its product as uncharacterized. The record is from RefSeq and is a predicted model, not a curated record. Gene Ontology annotation, cellular component: extracellular region. NCBI's taxonomy places the organism in Eukaryota, Metazoa, Arthropoda, Insecta, Coleoptera, Silphidae. The coding region runs from base 21 to 293 and encodes 90 amino acids. Gene Ontology annotation, molecular function: chitin binding. The transcript is spliced from 2 exons.